This is a messenger RNA of Penaeus vannamei (Pacific white shrimp), 1821 nucleotides long. Lineage: Eukaryota; Metazoa; Arthropoda; Malacostraca; Decapoda; Penaeidae. The record is from RefSeq and is a predicted model, not a curated record.
AUGCAGGAACCAGUGGGAUUGGAAUCUCUGAUCCGUCACAAAAGAAUCACUCAAAACCAAUCAGCAGAGGAUUCGAGAGCAAAGGGAAACACGGAGAGUAACUGUUACCUAUCGCAGGAAUACCUCGACAGCUGUAUGUAUGAAUAUAGCAAUAGUUCCAGGAAAUAUGAAUGUAGCAGCAGUCGCAUGCUGUAUGAAUGCUGUAGCAAUUCUUUAGUGUAUAAAUGCGCUCAGUGUGUAAAGGAACUCUGGAUUGAUGACUAUGAAGGAAGGGGGCUGCGAGGCCGUAGUGUUCUUCGAGAGGCUGGCGAGGCGCGAGGAAAAGUCUUCAGUUCAUCGAAACUCCGAGAAGCCAUUAUGUUGACCCGAAUCCUUCUGCUGUGCCUCGCCUGUGUCGUCUGCGGCCAGGACGACUUCUUCGAUAGAUAUGGAUACACAAAGAUUAUGCAAAAUUGCUUCGGUGCUUCUGUCUACCAAGAGCAUCUCCAGACCUUGCUUGAAGCCCAAAGAGGAUGCUCUGGAAGAUCUUUUGCCGUGAUGCACAGACCUUCCUUUUCGUACAACAAUGUGCAGGAUUCGGACGACCCCUUCCGAGGCUUCGUGUCCACGACUCGGAACAGGAAUCCUUUCGACCUCAACUACAGGCCGAACGAUUUCCAGUCUGGCUUCGACGCUUAUCCCGAGGUGGACCCAACGCCUUUUGAUUCCGGGAACUCCGACAACUAUAGACCUGGAUUUUCCCAGUAUCCUCAGGACACUCCGUCCAGUACAAGCAGACCAGGAUUCUCAACUGUUACUCCGACCACAUUUAGACCUGGAAUCCCGACCACACUUAGACCCGGAUUCCCGUCCACAGUUAGGCCUGGAUUCCCAACCACAGCUAGGCCAGGGUUCUCAACUGUCAUCUUGAGCAACACACCCAGACCACAGUAUCCUGACUUUUCCCAAUAUCCACCACGGAAUCAGGACACAUACGGUUUCCUUGUUGACGGAGAGCAGAUCAGGACCUCACUCUACAAGGUGGAAUCCGGGAUGGGGAACUUCACCUGUGCUCUCCAAAGGCUCAGUGUGAUUGACAGCAACUUGAACAUCAUUCCACAAAACAUAAACAGGCUUGUCCUUGAACGUGUCACGGACAGGAAUCUCAGGCAAGAUCUUCUUAGCGGAAUCAACUUCUGUCGGGAGAUGGUGCAAUGUCUGCCUGAGGACACGGUCGGCACAGCCCUGCGAUACAAGCUUCAGCGGAUCCUCGCCUUCAUGAAGUGUGAGAAGAAGACCCGCCUGGAUGCCUGUCUGAAGCACGACCUCCGGCAGAACAUCCAGCGCUUCGACCUCUCCGCCCUCCCUGACGACGGCGGGAGGACCGGGCCCUUGGAGAAGCUCAUGACCAUCCUCGUGGGGGCGGAAUCCCUCGACCAGCUGGAGCUUUACUGAGCGUCUCUCGGGCUGUUUCCCCGUGAAGGUGUUUUAGUCUCUGCGCCGUCAGUUAUUCCCAUUUUCUCUCUCGAUUUCCCGCUUUCUUUUUCGAAUUUCUACGUCCUGUCUAUGUUUUGGCUCCCGUUUUCUGCGGGAAAAUACUUCCUGUACCAUGAACCGAUGUAUUCUAUCCGGAUUUAUCCGUAUAACUUCAACGUUCAUGUUAUGGUCUGAAUCCAUGACAUAACGUUCAAUGUUUCUUCCGACUGUAAAUGCAAAGACUGGAUAUUUGCAUGUAAUGGACUGCCUGAUUGUCGACGGGUAUCUAGAUGACAAUAAUAAAUCACACAGUAAUAGAUAUGUUACUGUGUUUAUCUGUAUCGUAAUAAACAUUCUCACAAGAAA